Messenger RNA from Desarmillaria tabescens, 2618 nucleotides. Its product is annotated as Fungalysin metallopeptidase-domain-containing protein. The transcript has 11 exons. The coding region runs from base 77 to 2413 and encodes 778 amino acids. Lineage: Eukaryota; Fungi; Basidiomycota; Agaricomycetes; Agaricales; Physalacriaceae. Gene Ontology annotation, molecular function: metalloendopeptidase activity; zinc ion binding. The record is from RefSeq and is a predicted model, not a curated record.
CACCAUCACCCUUUUGCCUAUAUUGCCCCUCCUUGCGACCUGCUACAACAACUAACUUGCCGUCCCCUCUUUCUCAAUGCGUUGUUUAGUCAUCGCGUCGCUGGCCGCCCUAGCGGUAGCCCACUCGAGUCACUCGAGCCCCACAAGACUACGGAAGUCGUUGGGAUUCGGUCCUGUUCAUCCUCAUGCGGUGUAUCACUCCAGUCCUUAUCAGAUUACCACGAACGGUUUCCUUCCGUCGGCUCUCAUAGAAGACCCUUUUGAGGUCGCGAAGCUCUUCAUAGAGGAUAUCCUGGUCGACCAGCUGUCAGAUACCAGCUCUUAUAGAAUUCGGAAGGAUUCCUAUACCGACAAGAAUACCGGCAUUACCCAUGUCUAUGUUCGCCAGAUUGUUAAUGGCCUAGAGGUUGUUGAUGGUGAUAUGAACAUUAAUAUCAAGGAUGGUUUGGUGAUAUCAUACGGUAACUCGUUCUACAAAGGUCCGAUUCCCCAGGCCUUCUCGAAUCCCGACCUCGAUGACAUCCGUCACCCCCACCGAGAGUACUGCGAGGAGCUCGAGGUCGAGAUGAAGAGUCGUCUUGAUUCCUUCCUAGGACAGUACGGACAGACCGUCAUGGAGGAAUUCGGUUCUUGGGAAUCUCACCCUAAAUUCCGCUCGUUCUUUGGACCCCUAGCGCAUAUACACACAUCCAACUGCCGUGCUACGCAUCUUCCUUAUGACAUGGCCUCCUCACCCGAGGUCGACUUCGCUGACGUUCGACCUGCUCUUCUCCAAUUUAUGCUGGCGGCAACCCCUAAUGACCAUAUGGUCAAUGACAUUCUCGCCAACUAUGACGACUACCUCGCAAAGAUGUCCAUCUCUCAGGAAGAUCACUUUGUUAGUCCCGAUGAACCUGUCGUCAUGUCUAUCGACAACGUCCCGGAUACUGUCAAUCCCUUACCUAGCAAGAAGGGCGACAGUACCGACCUCAACCUAGUGUGGAGGUUCGAAGUCGAGAUGGAAGACAAUUGGUAUGAUGCCGCCGUUUCCGCUACUUCCCCUCACCGUAUCAUCUCCGUGGUCGACUGGGCGUCGGAUGCCCCUAUCCCUACCCCGGAACCCUCCGUCGAGCCGGCUACUUACAACAUCUUUGGUUGGGGUACAAAUGAUCCCGAGGAAUGGAGAACUUCGACAUUUUGGCAUCCCCCGCCGGUUGGCAUGCAAUUCCUUACGCCAACGACCCAGUCUCUGAAAGGCGUCAAACUCAACAGCAAGCAGUUCUGGAGGAACACCACAACGACCUGGGGUAACAACGUCUUUGCGCAGGAGAACUGGGAAGGACAGAACUCUUUCAUCGACAACUACCGUCCCGAUGCAGGUGUCAAUAAAGUCUUCGAUUACAAGUACGCUCCAAAGGCCACCGAGAAGGUCGAUGCGCAGGACGAGGCAUAUAGUUACAUCAAUGCUACUGUCACUCAGCUGUUCUACACUACCAACAUCAUACACGACUUCUACUACAGGUACGGAUUUGAUGAGGUGUCUGGCAACUUCCAGCAGCACAACUUCGGUCGUGGAGGCGAGGAGAACGACGCCGUUAUUGCCAAUGCUCAGGACGGUUCCGGUUAUAAUAACGCUAAUUUCAUGACCCCGCCUGACGGCCGUAACGGACGAAUGAGGAUGUACUUGUGGAACACUGCUUUGCCUUACAGAGACGGUGAUAUGGAAGCAGGCAUCGUCAUCCAUGAAUUGAGUCAUGGUUUGAGCACUCGAUUGACUGGUGGACCUGCGAGUUCAUCGUGCUUGGGCUGGGGUGAGAGUGGUGGUAUGGGUGAGGGCUGGGGAGACUUUUUGGCUACUACCAUCCGAAGCACGAGCAACUACUCUGACUUCCCUAUGGGUGCAUGGGCCGCUAAUCGCGCACAGGGUAUCAGGAACUACCCCUACUCCCUCAACGAUACCAUCAACCCUUCGACCUACCAGACUCUGGACAAGCCCGGCUACUGGGGCGUCCACGCAAUUGGUGAAGUCUGGGCUCAGAUACUCUGGGUUGUCGAGCAGCGUCUCAUUGCCGUACACGGCUUCAACGAUGACCUAUUCCCUCCUGCACCCUUGGCUGAUGGUACUGUCCCCGAGGGCAAGUUCUACCGACCCCGUGUUGGCAAGAAACCUUUGGUGCCCAAGCAUGGUAACACGUUGAUCGUCCAGCUCGUUAUCAACGGAAUGAAACUUCAACCCUGCCGACCGGGCUUCUUCGAAGCUCGUGAUGCGAUCAUCCAAGCUGAUGAGCAGCUCACUGGGGGAGAGAACUUCUGUACGCUGUGGAAUGCCUUCGCGGAGCGUGGGCUUGGCGUGGAUUCGAGGGUUGACGGUAAGACUCCUUGGGGUGGAGGAAUUAGAACGAAUGGUUAUGCCGUUCCCACUGCUUGCCAGUGAGCGUUAAUGAACAUUCUAGAUCACCGCUAUAUCUACUACACAUCUAUACACCCCCAUGUACAAUUAGUUAUAACUACUGUUUUGGUUUCAAUGCGUGUGCGAUCUCGACCGAAGUCGGUAUACUGGAGGUGCGUUAUCGACCUUACGGACUUACGGACUACUGUCACGGAAUUUUGAGUCUGAAAUCGGGGGUGGAAUGUGUUUC